Messenger RNA from Meloidogyne enterolobii, 465 nucleotides. The record is from the annotation of a GenBank genome assembly. Lineage: Eukaryota; Metazoa; Nematoda; Chromadorea; Rhabditida; Meloidogynidae.
AUGAAAGAGAGGAGAAGUGUUAGUCCAACGAAUUGGCGUUCUGAUGGAAAUAUUGUUUCUAAACAAAUUCAAAUUGUGUCCCCCCAACAACAACAAUCAGUCUUUGCUUCAACAACUUUAAAAUCCCCUCAACUUCAAGUUUCAUUUGAUCCAUCAAUUCCACCUCCUCCAAUUAUUAAACAACAAAUUAGUCCAAUUUUGAAAAUAUCUGAAGAAAAUGAAAAUAAUUUAAAUAAAAAAGAAGAAUUAACAACAAAUUUGGUAGUAAAUAAUGAAAAAAAUCAGAAAAGUAAAAAUAAAAAUAAAAGAAAAAAGAGAAAAGCUCCAUUUUCUAUACUGAUAUCUGCUGAAGAGCAAGACGAACAAGAAGAAGAAGAAGGAAUAGAAAUUAGUAAAAAGACAAAAGAAAUUUCAGAGGAAAAAUGUGAGGAUGAUGAUAGUGAGGAUGCUUCAAAAGAUGAUUAA